This is a messenger RNA of Racocetra persica, 779 nucleotides long. The record is from the annotation of a GenBank genome assembly. Lineage: Eukaryota; Fungi; Glomeromycota; Glomeromycetes; Diversisporales; Gigasporaceae.
AUGAUCGAGUUUGUGUAUAGUGUACGAAAAUUAAAAGAUGGGAAGGAAUAUGCAUCUUCAUCAUUAUGCAAUGCUAUUAAUUGUCUUGUGAUGUAUCUUUUAGAUAAUUCUUUAAAUAUUAAUAAAUAUAACUUGGCCAGUAAACAAGAGUUUAGAGAUCUAUGGAAGACGCUAGAUAGUAAAAUGAAGCAACUUAAGAAAAUAGGAAAAUGCUGUUUGUUGUUUGCUCCCCAGAGCGGUGAGCAUGGUGAAAUGUGUGUAUCUCAAUUUGUUUUUACUUCAAAUGGUGGUUUACAAUUCACAAAAUUCUCACAAAAAAAUGAUCAAGGUGGCAUUGAUGGCAACUUAGAUUCAUUAACUAUCCCAGUACCACCUGAUCCUGAAGGUUUACUUGGUCUUAUUCAUGAUAUAAAAUUAUAUAUUGAACAUCGGCCAACUAAUUUUACUUGUGAUUACUUACAUUUAAAAAUUAACAAGCAUUCAAAAACUAUUGUUAAAAAUGAAUGGUAUCUUGAUUCAAAACUUGGAAUUAAAACUUGUGGCAACUUUAUGAAAAGCAUCUGUAAUGCAGCUAGUGUGCCAAUUAUUACUUCAAUAGCAAUCACGAGGCAUAAAAGUGAAUCAUCCUUUAGAAUUUAUUCAAGACCAUCAGAUAAGCAGAAAGAAGAUGCAUUGGCUUUUUUAAUUGAAUCUGCUAGAAAAUUACUAUCAAAUAAAAAAAAUUCUAAAAAAUUACACUUAUCUCAAAAAAAGAUAUUAACAGAAGCUUCAUCUCCUCU